Huiozyma naganishii CBS 8797 is the source of this 1002-nucleotide messenger RNA. RefSeq names its product Sut1p (gene SUT1). The transcript has a single exon. The coding region runs from base 1 to 1002 and encodes 333 amino acids. Lineage: Eukaryota; Fungi; Ascomycota; Saccharomycetes; Saccharomycetales; Saccharomycetaceae. The record is from RefSeq and is a predicted model, not a curated record. Gene Ontology annotation, molecular function: DNA-binding transcription factor activity, RNA polymerase II-specific; zinc ion binding. Gene Ontology annotation, biological process: regulation of DNA-templated transcription.
AUGCCGUUCAGUAUACCUGUGUCCAACAACAACAACGAUACUCUCCCACCGCUGCUGCUGCCCGAUCUCGUGCACGUGCAGCCGGUUUCCUUGUCUAACGCGACAGACCCUCUACUAAACAGCUGGAGCAAUAGACUCGGUGCGGGUUCUAAGAGCAAUGCCGCGAGUGUCAAGGGGUUGAUGAACUCACCCUCACCACCAUUGAAACAAUCAGAUCUGGAAAACUUGGCUCACGUGGCCACUAAAAAUUUGAGAAAUUCUCCAGUCUUGGAACAGUUGAAUAACUCAGUAGUGCCUCUUAAGGGGAUCUCUCGUGCUCAGAAACCACACUACAUGAACCCAGUCGGUAUAGCCUCAAUCACCCCGCCUCCCAGUGAGCCACCAAGCAACUCGAUAACUCCGCUUGUAGUUCGCGCUAUAGUCACUCAGGAUUUCGAUGACGGAAAUACGAGGAAAAAACCAGGAAAGAAAAGAUUCUCGUUCUCACCUAAGAAAGUCGCCAAGAUAAAGAAACAGGAACCAAAACCUUUGAAGACGUCGAAGAGACAACGGAACGGUCCAAGUUGUGACCAGUGCAGAUUGAAGAAAAUUAAAUGUGAUGCAAUUAUAGAGGUCAUUGCACAGAACGAAUCGAUACUCACUCUGUGCAACGAUAAACUACACCACGUACUGACCAAACAGGAGUUCACAGACGCUCUACCAGCCCUGCAGAAACUCAGCAUACACGCAAGCACGUGGCACGAUAUUAAGAAGAACGAUUGCCACCUCGUUAAACACUUGGACAAGUUGAUCAUCUUCAAAUCGUGUACCUCAUGCUACAAGAAACAGGGGAGACACGAAACAAACUACGCCGUCACAACACCAGACAUCGAAUGCUGCAUCUUUUCCAAGGGGUUCACGAGGUCAGACAUCAAUAUCUUCUCCAAGAUCUCGUCGCUUUCAAGCAAUAAAACACAGAUAGACGAAAUGACAGUCACUGACUACCAUAAUACAGGGUUCUGA